Messenger RNA from Dracunculus medinensis (Guinea worm), 885 nucleotides. The record is from the annotation of a GenBank genome assembly. NCBI's taxonomy places the organism in Eukaryota, Metazoa, Nematoda, Chromadorea, Rhabditida, Dracunculidae.
AUGUUCCAAUACUGCACAAAGCAGAGUAUUGCAGAAAUUAAAAAAUUAGAUGAGGAGGAUAAAAAAGAUUUGGAAAUUUUCGAUCUACCGAUACCAAUUGCGAUUUUCGUUGUCAUAGCUUGGAUAUUCAUUUGCUCAGCAACUUUUUGCAUAUGGGAGCAGGACUGGGAUUAUUUCGUUGCUUUUUAUUUUUUCUUCAUAUCGUUAAGCACGAUCGGCCUUGGAGAUAUAACUCCCACUCAACCAAAAUAUUUAUUGAUGCUCUUCAUUUACAUUAUCAUUGGCCUGUCUCUGGUUUCAAUGUGCAUCAAUCUUAUUCAGAUGGAUCCUGCCUUUGACAAGAGUAAAUCUGCCAUUAAAGAAUUCUUCUUCCCAAAGGAACUUUACGAGAAAUAUCAUAAUACAUUUUCUUGCUUAUAUGCAGAUGGAAAGGCUAAAUUAGAAAGCACAUAUGAGGCCGGCCGUAAUCAGUUGGAAAACAUUUGUCUUCUAUCGAGAGAACAAUUCGAAUUGCUUCGAAUAAAGGCGCAAAAAAGGGGAAGUUCAUCAUUAGGUGUGAUAAAAAGCGGUGGAAGUUUCGCAUCAUUCUCAAGAGAAGCGAUUCAAGCAACCCUGCUUGCCAAAAAGCGCAUAAGUAAAUGUUCGCAAACACUCCUUUCAUUUCCAAAUUCUUCGAAAAGAAUUCACUUAUCUCAAAGUAAUUCAAAUCUCAAACUACGAUUUUUGCCUCGAACACUUUCUGUUGAUGAUGUAAUGAAACUCAUUGAUACUGAAGAAGGGGACAUUCUUGUUUUAACAGAUCUACCUCGUGAUGAUAGUGCGGUUUCCAAUGGUUCAAAUACGAGUGAAUUAAUUAGUAGCCGAGUAAGUUUCUACUAUUCAUGA